Exserohilum turcica Et28A is the source of this 780-nucleotide messenger RNA. Its product is annotated as carbohydrate esterase family 12 protein. The record is from RefSeq and is a predicted model, not a curated record. The transcript has a single exon. Gene Ontology annotation, molecular function: hydrolase activity. The coding region runs from base 1 to 780 and encodes 259 amino acids. NCBI's taxonomy places the organism in Eukaryota, Fungi, Ascomycota, Dothideomycetes, Pleosporales, Pleosporaceae.
AUGUAUCUCAACUCAGCUUUCUCAUACCUGGCACUUUUUGCCUCCCUUUCCACGGCCACUCCUGUUCCAGACCCCGACCGUAGGCCGUCGUAUUUUGUUCUGGCCGGCGACGGGACAACGGCGCCGCAAUCCAAGUUUUCAGGUGGCUGGGGUGAUGGCUUUCUCAACACAUGUCUGGUUCAAGGAGCCACAGGAAGGAACUUUGGGGUGAACGCUGCGACGACAGUUUCAUAUCGCGCAGACGGCCACUGGGCGAAGGUUCUUGCGGCCGCAAAGGCAGCGGGGGCAAAUGGGGCCUACAUUCCGUACGUGACGAUCCAGUUUGGGCAUGGCGACCAGAGGCCCGAGAACAAAAUCUCCAUGGCGCAGUUUACGCGCAACCUCGUUCAGUUCGUAAAGGAAGUCAAGGCCAUCCCCGCCACACCCAUCCUGGUCACGCCGCUUAGCAAGCGCGACUUUGAUUCCUCGGGCCAUGUCAUUGAGAGUCUCGCCGAUGUGACGGCGGCAACGAAGAAGGCGGCUGAGCUCAGCCAUGCGAUUCUCAUUGACCUCAAUGCUGCGAGCACCAAGUACCUGAAUGCCAUUGGGCCGAAGAAUGCGCACACAUACAACUUGCACCUAUCGGACAACACCCACCUCAGCAAGGGGGGAAGCAUCGUAUUUGGAAACAUGAUGGGACUGCACAUUGACUGGGCGAUUGCGAGGUUGGUGAGUUAUGUCAGGCCGGUGAAGGAGAUUUCGCAGGCGCUGCAGCAUAACGAAUUUGUACCGAUGCAGUAA